This is a messenger RNA of Castor canadensis (American beaver), 1635 nucleotides long. RefSeq names its product NXPE family member 4-like. The record is from RefSeq and is a predicted model, not a curated record. NCBI's taxonomy places the organism in Eukaryota, Metazoa, Chordata, Mammalia, Rodentia, Castoridae.
AUGUCCUCAAAUACUGUGCUUCAAAAAGUACUGCUGAUAUUGACAUCACUUUUAGCUAUUACCUGGAUAAUUUUUAUACUUUCUCAAAACUCCUCAAAGCUUUGGUCUGCUCUAAACAUAUCCAUCUCCUUCCAUCACAUGAACACUUCCACAAAAUCUUCCUGCCCUGAAACACCAAGGACACCAGUCAAUUCACCAACAGAGUCUCAGCUGAGAGUCAGGGAGAUCCUGGAGAAACUAGACCAACUAAUCCCACCCAGACCCUUUAUCCAUGUGAACACCACCACAAGCGCCAAACACAGCACAGCCACCAUCCUCAACCCACAAGAUACAUACUGCAGAGGGGAUCAGCUAGACAUCCUGCUGGAAGCAAGGGACCACCUGGGACACAGGAAGGAAUAUGGCGGGGACUUCCUGAGGGCCAGGACGUCCUCCCCAGCCCUGAACGCAGGUGCUUCAGGAAAGGUGACAGACUUCAACAAUGGCACCUACCUUGUCAGCUUCACACUGUUCUGGGAGGGCCAGGUCUCACUUUCUGUCCUACUCAUCCACCCCAGUGAAGGGGUAUCUGCUCUCUGGAGGGCAAGGAACCAAGGCUAUGACAAGGUGAUCUUCACAGGCCAGUUUUCCAGUGGUGCCUCCCAGGUCUACAGUGAGUGUGGCCUGGCUUUAAAUUCAACUGCUGAGCUGUGCCAGUAUCUUGAUGGCCAAGAUCAAGAAGCUUUCUACUGCGUGAGACCUCCACAUGUUCCCUGUGCUGCACUCACCCACAUGCAGUCCAAGAACAAGAAAGUUUCUUAUCUUACCAAACAGGAAAGGAGCCUCUUUGAAAGGUCUAAUGUGGGUGUGGAGAUUAUGGCAAAAUUCAAAAUGAUUAGUGUUUCCAAAUGCAGCGAAACAGUUCCAAUGAAGGAGAAAUGCAAGCCUGGAAUCCCAUCCACAAUCCCCAGUGGCCAUGUCUGGAAAAACACAUGGAAUCCCAUCUCCUGCAGUUUGGCUCCAGUGGAAAUGAAAGACUGCCUCGCAGGAAAACUCAUAUAUCUGCUGGGAGAUUCCACAAUCCGUCAGUGGAUGGAAUACUUCAAAGCCAAUAUCAAAACACUGAAAUCAGUGGAUCUGCAUGAAUCUGGAAAAUUGCAACACCUCUUUGCUGUGGACUUGGAUAAGAAUAUCAACAUCCAGUGGCAAAAACAUGGCUACCCCUUGAUUACAGCAAUACACUAUUCUGUCAAAGAGAUGGAGAACAUGGCCAGGGUAAUUGACAGAACUGGAGGGGAGAAGAAUACUGUCAUUGUUAUUUCUCUGGGCCAGCAUUUCAAACCCUUUCCCAUUGAUGUUUUUAUCCGAAGGGCCCUCAGUGUCUACAAAGCUGUUCAGCGUCUUCUUCUGAGAAGCCCAGACACUAUGGUUAUCAUCAAGACAGAAAACAUCAGGGAGAUGCACAAUGAUGCAGAAAGAUUCAGUGACUUUCAUGGUUACAUUCAGUAUCUCAUCAUCAAGGACAUUUUCCAGGAUCUCCACGUGGGUGUCAUUGAUGCCUGGGAUAUAACAAUUGCAUAUGGCACAAAUGAUGUACACCCACCUCAACAUGUAGUUGGAAAUCAAAUUAAUGUAUUCUUAAACUAUAUUUGCUAG